AGAGCACUCGUGUCGGCAUUGAACAAAGUUUCUGUCUCUGUUUAAGCCCAAAACAGCUGAAGAAGAGCCGUUGGGAAAUAAAUGACAGCGUUAUAUACACGUUUUCCUUCUUAAAUGAAUGAAAGGUUAAGGAGGACACUUGCUCACCUUGCGGCUGGAAGCGACACCUGCCUCAGGUACUUUCAUGAAAAAGCUGCGAAGGGCGUUGAACAGAAGUGGUACUCUCAUCUUCCACAUUUGGACUGCACCCUUCCUGUCUCAGACUAAGUGGAUUCAAGUGGAGCAUUUAAAGCUAUGUGCUCCAGUGGGCAGCCUCUGUGUUCAGGAAGUAGGCGUGCACCCACCAAUGAGGGCAGUAGCUCAGGCGCCCAGUAUGCUCUUUGUGCGUUGGGGAUGGGUUUGGUGGCACUUGGAGUUGUCAUGAUUGUGUGGACGAUAGUCCCUUCAGACGCGGCACGUCCACGCAAUGGUACGACUGUAAGUCCUGGUAAAGGUAACGAUGCAAAGACUUCGUCUGUUGCGUUUGUGCUGGUGGGCUCUGGUAUAGCCAUGUUGCUCCUGGCAAUAUGUUUGGGAGUGAGAAACAAGAAGAGGACGAGACGCGGUCAAAAUGCAGGCAUAGGCAGUCCUGGCUAUGUGGCCCCUAGAGACCCUGCGGCGUCAAAUGAAGAGCCAGUACCCACCUUUGAUGUACCCACCUAUGAGGAAGCGGUGACCAGUGGACAGUACCCUAUCCGACAAAGCAAUUUGAGACAGAGCUACCAGCUACCCUCGUACGAAGAUCUGAUUGCUGCUGUUGAAAAUGAAGGCCAGCAACCAAGUGGAGGUAAUGGCCAAGAGGCUCCUGCCCCUGAACCCCAGCCUGCAGCGGCCAGUUCCCAGCCAGCACGCACCAGCAGCAGGGCUAGUCGUAUCCUUAGACCCCUCAAAGUGCGCAGAAUCAAGUCAGAGAAACUCCAUCUGAAAGAUGUUCGCUUGAAUAUCCAAAAUCCUCCACAAGGACGGGUGGUGACCAUUGAACCACUGACCCCUCCACCACAAUAUGAGGACAAACCACCGCAACUCACGGCAGAUCCAGUACAAUGAUUUCAUCAUUGGAUUUACCCUUUACUGCAGAUUUUUUGAUGAUGUGCAUCCACCUGUUGCAUCUGUGGCUUGUUUACGCCUGUGCGCCAUUUUGCAGGCUAAUGCACAGAUGAGUACCAGGCCAAAGGGAGAAGUUUUAGUGAGGGCUAUAAAAUCUGACAAAUGAUGAAAUGGGAUACAUUCACAAGCUCUCAAUGCUUAUUGCUAAAGCCUACUUGAAUGUGUUUUUAAGAGAACUUUUUUUAUUUAAAAAAGUAGUGCAUUUUUGUUUGUUUAUUGUUUGUUUAAUACAGAAGGAUAGGAAUGAAACAAUGUGAAGUGUGUGCUUCCAAAUCUGCACUGUGCAUUGCAAAAACAUCCCUUUAAAUUCCUUUGGGUUGUCAUGGACAAGUUGAAACACCAAGCUUCAGGACUGCUGAUAUUUCGUAUUAAAAAAAAUGUUGUGUUUUUUUUAAACGUUUCUCCAUGUAUUUUUUAAAACUAAGAUGACCUAAUAAAAUUGAACAGGAUUUUGUGCUACUGGUAUGGCCAUGAAAUGCAGGGAUGAAAGAGUUAAUGCACUCUUUUUUGGACGAUGAUGGCCACCAUAUUAAAUCGGUCACUAUCUGCUUAAAUAAGUUCAAAGGAUAAUAAUACAAUAAUUAAUUCAGUAUGUGUUUAUAAUUAAUAUAACAAUUUAUCACUGUGUAUUUAGUUUAAAAGUAACUUUGUUUUUGUCUGAAUGAAGUGUAUACUAUAUUUUAAGUCUUAAAGCAAAGACUUGCUUUUGAAUAGAACAGAAAAAUCUUAAUGAAACGCAUAGGAAUAUUUAAUGUAACUAAGCUUUGAAAACUCAGAACAAAUAAAAUCAUGCAAUAAUUUUAUAAAGGUGAUCUGAAUGACCAUCCGAAAUGUGCUGGGUGUUUGUUUUAAGGAAAUUGGGGGGUAUUCCGGAAAGCUGGUUAUGUGACAUACCCAGGUAUGUUUUAAUUUCGAAUGUCUUUAUGUAGUCCCCGUGUGUGCGUAUUAACUUUCGGUUACCAGUAGGAGGUUGACUGAACUAACUCUUAACAGGUGUUUUGGAACCAAAAGUUCAGGGUUUCGCUGAUGGUAUGUUAAUCCCGGUUUCUGGAAUACACCCCUGAACUGAAAUCAAACUGAACUGUUAUGGUGCAUUUAAAUAUUGGGGCACCAUUGAACCUGCUGUUUGACAGCAUAAACAACAUUGUUGUUGUUGUUGACAAUGUUGAUUACCCUUUAUAUAUGUUGUGUUUGUGCCUUAAAUUAUGCCUUAAAGGGCCUGCAGGAAACCUCUUACAUGAGCAUAAUUUGUUGUUUUGUCUACUUUUUUUAGAUCAAUUUAAUUAUUUGUUUGAGGUGUUGAAUGUUUGAAAAGGGGUGGAGUUAAUUCUAAUAGAAGAAAUAAUAUUAUGGGUAAAUGUUGUUUUAAAGCAGUAAUUAUCUGUAAUUGUAUUUAUUAUUAAGUGAGGCUUAAUAAAAUGGUUUCAAUCUUUUUUUACUUUGUUUAUUCGACGUUUUCAUGUAUUGGGAGAUUGUGUGUGUGGAAUUAUUCUGCCCCCUCGUGGCUGGAAAUUGUAAUAUUACAAACACAAGGUAAUAAAACUGCCACAAGAUGUCAAA
Paramisgurnus dabryanus is the source of this 2706-nucleotide messenger RNA. It is a transcript of the gene tmem51b, whose product is annotated as transmembrane protein 51b. Lineage: Eukaryota; Metazoa; Chordata; Actinopteri; Cypriniformes; Cobitidae. The record is from RefSeq and is a predicted model, not a curated record.